Messenger RNA from Megalopta genalis, 2746 nucleotides. The record is from RefSeq and is a predicted model, not a curated record. Lineage: Eukaryota; Metazoa; Arthropoda; Insecta; Hymenoptera; Halictidae.
GUACCGGGGAAUUAAAUGUCUCCCAUGGAACGACGUCGAGACAGUACGCGCAUUACGUCGGGGCAAAUUAGAAAAACGACACGGAGAGAGAAUGAGACCGAGAGAAAACGAGAGAGAGAGAGAGAGAGAGAGAGAGAGAGAGAGAGUGGCGCGGCCCCGACGGAUCGUUUAAAACUGUCGACUCGGCUAAACGCAAUUUCUCGUUUCGCGUUCGAAUCGGCCCGGUGUAAAGGACGAUCGGUUUCAGAGACGGAAUUACGGGACAUGGUGAACGAGGUGGACCAAGAUGGAAACGGGACCAUCGAGUUCAACGAGUUCCUGCAGAUGAUGUCGAAGAAGAUGAAAGGCGCCUACGGGGAGGACGAGCUGCGCGAGGCGUUCAGGGUAUUCGACAAGAACAACGACGGCAUGAUCUCAUCGAAAGAGCUGCGACACGUGAUGACGAACCUCGGCGAGAAGCUCUCCGAGGAGGAGGUCGACGACAUGAUCAAGGAAGCGGAUCUCGAUGGCGACGGGAUGGUGAACUACGAAGAGUUCGUGACAAUCCUGACGUCGAAGAAUUAGCUCGGUGGCGGCGGAUCGAACGAAGCGAAGCUACGAAGCUGCCGGAAGUCUUCGUCGAAGAGCAGAAAGUCGAGCGAAGUUCCUCCCUGAAGUGACCGCGACUCCGAGAAACGGCUCGGUGCCCCGCCGUCGAAGACAAGCCGGAAGAGAUCGUGGCGCGUCGGUUGGGAUACCAGUUUGAAACGGACGUUGGAAACCCGAGACCCGGGUUUCCGGGCCGCGAGAACGGAACGGUUCCUCUCGGUCGUGGCCGUGGGCAGGUUCCGGCGCCGAGAGGGUAAGUGGGGGUUGGUUACCGGUCGCGAAAAAUCGGGUCUCGAUCGGCGGGGCAGCCGAGAAAACGCAGGAACGAGGUCCACGGAUCGUGGAGUCGGUUCGCGUGAAGGGAGAGAGGAGAGAGAGAGAGACGGGAGAGGCCGACUUCCGCAGUUGCACACGCAUAUACACGCAUCUACACACCUCGCUCCUUCGAAUCUAAUUUUACAAAGUGUUUAAUGAGCUAGCGGCGACAACAGAAACGAACGAGCCAUUACCGCGCGAGAUACGAGUGAGGUGCUCGCUCCCGAAACAAUCAACUGAGCUUUCUUUAGCGUUUACCUACCUACCUAAAAAAAAAAAAUACCUACAUAGUUAUACUCUCUAUUAAUGCUAUACAACAACAACAACAACAACAAAAAUGUCGUUAUUGAUAUCGUUAGGAACCAAUCACGCCCCACCCCUUCGUCGUCACUCACCGCGCACACGCGAACGAUUAUUAAUCGCGCGAUUGUCUCGCUCGCGGCCGGGCGUUCGUUUCACCGCCGUUCGUUUCGAUGGCCUAUGGUGUCUGUCACUUGGGAGCGCGUUGAUCGAAGAGGAUCGAAGAGGGUCGAAGAAGGUCGAAGAAGAGGCAUCGUUGUUAUAUCCCGCGCGAAGCUCGAUCCGCGACCGAACGAACGACCGACCGGCCGAUCGAGACACUCGCCCGGCUCAUUCCUUCGCCGAUAUCGAUCCUCCGUGUAUAUCGGCUUUGUUCCCCCUUAGCUGCGUAGAGAUCCGCUUGCGAACGAGACGACGACGACGUGCACGGUCGGUGCACGGCCGGCGAAACACCGCGUCUCAUUAACAUUCUGGCCGCGCGGGACUCGACGCGAGUGAGAGAGAGAGUGAGAGAGAGAGAUAGCCCCGUAACGAUCUGUCUUCAAAUUUAGAUGAAUGUCGUUGGCAAGUAGGAUUAGCUCUAACGAUGAUAUACUUGUCGCUGAAUUUUUAGAACGCACGCUGUGGCGGCGUGCCAGGUCGGCCGCCGCUGGAACGCAGGAAUCGAAGCAACAGUAGCGAACCUUUUUUCCUUGAUACGUGUGUGUAGCUCUGAAUCUGUUACAUUCAACCGGUCGUUUUCUACCCGGCGAGUCUCGUCACUGUGUACCGCCCCCUUGUUGUUUCACCCCCCGCCCACCCAACCACCCCAACGGAAUGGAAUCGGCUCUUACUUCGCGGCCUCUGUCGAUCGUUCCCGAUCCGGAGUUUCCGCCGGAAGCGAGUCGACGCCGUUUCGGUUAGCGUUUAGAUCGGGCACGGGCAAAGAUCGAACGCCUCCUGUCGAGAGCAAGGUGCCAUUGGCGUCUAUUCUUCGGUUCCCGACGGCACCUACGGGAUGCCGGGGAGAAUCCUCGAAAUUAGCUGGCUCGGGUUUAGCGACAAAAUGGCCGCCCGUGCCCUUCGUAGAGCCUCCCAUCUGUGUCAGCUGUCCCCUAACAUGAGAACACCGUCCACCUAAGAACCUCGACAUCCAAAAACCCAAAACUGUAACUAUGUCGUGCACCCUCUUCUAGGUCCUUAAGAUUAAGAGAAGCCACAGCCGUGUAGGUCGCGAUAGAGGGUAGUUGUUUAGCGCCUAGAGGAUAUACGUACACGUAACGAUAAAAAUGAUGCAUUAUACACAUACCUAUUAUAUAUACGUAUACCUUAUGUACAUGGUGUUGCUACCGGGAGACACAUGAAGUAACGUUAUUAUGGAUAUUCAUAUAUACAUAUUAUAUAUAUAUAUACAAUACAUAUUCUAUUAUAUAUAUAUAUAUAUAUAUUUAGUAUAUACUUAUACAUACAUACAUACGAACAUAUAUUAUAUAUACAUAUACACGUUAGCGAUGUACGUCGGUGGUAUACUGGCAUUGAUAUUUUUAUGGUUUUAAAAAAAAAA